UCAAGUGAAAUGCUUGGAGACCUGGCGAGGGAAGAGCUGGGUGAAACACCGGAAGUGAAACGAAGAUGCCUGGAGGACUUAAGGCAACUUCUUGAAGGUGAGGAGAACUUGCGACUACCUCAAGACGAUGCAUUCCUGCUCAUGUUUCUCCGAGCCCGCAAAUACCGAGUCAAAGACGCACUCAAGAGGAUCAAAAACUACUUUCGCAUUCGCAAGGACGUUCCCGAGUAUUUUGAAAAUCUCACACCAUCCAGCAUUCCGUACCAGACAGUGUGCUAUGAACACAAGCUGAUUUUGUCAUCGAAAAAGCGAGAUCCUCUGCGCAGAGCUGCAGGAUAUCUUAGGUUCGGAGCUUGGCAUAGUAGCAUAUGUUCAAUGGACGAGUCAUCAGGUGCCUAUUGGUGGCCACCGAAUGCAACCUCCUCUCAGAAGAGACACAGAUUCGCGGUGCUGUGGCUAUCAUAGACAUGGAAGGCUUCAGUAUGCACCAUCUCCUCGUGCUAUCACCGUGGUUUCUUCGUCGAGCACUCACUAUCAUAGAGGUGCGUGCUGCUUCCGAGCCCGUGGAGUUUAGAUUCUCUCCCAGUCCGCAUCAAGGGAUUUUACUUUGUAAACACACCAACCAUCUCAGUAUUGCUUACACUCUCAUCAAGUCACUCAUGUCACCGAAAUUAAGGAAAAGGGUCCGACUACUUGGAAGCGACUUCUCGGCUCUGCACGACAUUCUUCCUUCCGACAUCAUACCAAAAGAGUGCGGCGGAGAGCGGGAGGACUUCGACUACCACAGACAGGAGAAAUUCUUCCUCAGCAACGCCAGACAUUUUGAACAAAUGAGUCAGUUUGGCUACUCGUCAACGUAAAUAAACGGAAUGGUUGCGAUAUCAGGCAAACUU
Molecule: messenger RNA, 893 nt
Organism: Rhipicephalus sanguineus (brown dog tick)
Lineage: Eukaryota; Metazoa; Arthropoda; Arachnida; Ixodida; Ixodidae
Product: clavesin-1
Exons: 5
Coding region: 369-860 (163 amino acids)
Cellular component (GO): membrane
Molecular function (GO): phosphatidylinositol bisphosphate binding
Source: RefSeq, a predicted model, not a curated record